Aphanomyces astaci is the source of this 1462-nucleotide messenger RNA. RefSeq lists its product as hypothetical. The record is from RefSeq and is a predicted model, not a curated record. NCBI's taxonomy places the organism in Eukaryota, Oomycota, Saprolegniomycetes, Saprolegniales, Verrucalvaceae. The coding region runs from base 45 to 1349 and encodes 434 amino acids. The transcript has 3 exons. Gene Ontology annotation, molecular function: protein binding.
CUAAAUAUUACUGUCGUCAGCACCACCGCCUACAUCCCUACAAAAUGUUGGCCACGAGCAGCGUCGGGGCCACUACGGCUGUGUGUUCCUUGUCUGACCAGGUGAAAAAGUAUAAGGCGCGCAUGGUGGUAGACGAGAAGGACUCGGACAACCCGUCCAAGCCCCACGUGAUCAGGCGCGACAUCGAUUCACUCGUCAUCAUGUGCAUCAAAGUCGUGACGGACCGCUUCAGCACCAAAGCCAACCCCAUGGCGGGCAUCCCCACGCGGUUUCUUCCAGAAGUCACGCAGCGUUUGCCGUUGGACCUGCACAUUGUGGCCACAGCGCCCCACAUCCACGACGAGAACUUUUGGAAACGUUGUUGUUUGCAUCGGGCGGGAUGGUCGAAUUUGCAGAUUGCCCAGCACGGGCUCACGUGGAAGCAGUUGUACUUAGAGCGCAACCUGCAAGAAGAGCUGGAAGGGUUCGACCCGUCCAACUCGGGCGACCAACGCACGUACGCGGACUUACUGAACAAGAUCCACGCGAGCGCGCCGCACAUUUUCUCGCUUGAGAUCGACCAGCUGCUGUCCCAUCUGGACGUGUACGAAGUCACGUCGUGCCUGCCCAACCUGACCAAACUCAAGCUCUCGUACGGGGUCAAGAACAUCGGCAUGAAGUACGAACGCAUGCUGUUUGGCAUGAAGAUCAGCGACGCCACGUCCUUGUCCCACGCGAUCAAGGCGACGACGACGCUGUCGACGCUUCAGCUGCCGAGCAACCUCCUCGACGACGACCUGCUUCGCAUGCUCAUGACUGGGCUCAUCAAGAACACCACCAUCACCACGCUCGACUUGUCGCACAACAAGAUCACCAACCACGGCGCCCGGCUCUUGGCCAAGCUGCUCGUGCCCACGUCGGUUAUUUCAACGCUCAACUUGUGCGACAACCAAAUCCACGCAGAGGGCGGGAGGUACUUGGCUCGAGGCCUCAAGUGCAAUGUCAGUUUGAUGGAACUGAACCUGCGACUGAACCGGCUCACGGACGAAGGGGGCAAGUUGCUGGUGGAAGGCCUCGUGGGCCAUCGAUGCCUGAGCAUUCUCAACUUGAGCAACAAUGCGCUGGGCUCGGAAACGGCGGAAGGACUCGGUGGGCUAUUCUUGGACCCUGAAAGUGCCCUAUCAGUCGUGGACUUGAGUGGCAACCAACUCACGGAAUCGGACGCAAUCGCGCUGUUCGAAGGGCUGGAAAAGAACACUCGUGUCGUGACGUUGGAUUUGCGACUAAACCACGUUCCCAAGGACGCGGCCGCCGUUGUCCAGAUUGCCCAGAUCGUGCGCCGCAAUGAAAUCCAAGGGCGUAAAGGUUGAGAUAGACAGACACUACUUCAAAUUUGUUAAAAAUACGUCGUGUACGACAGCUACGACAACGAUGCGCUGGUGUUGCUCGACACGUCCUUGGGGCAGUGGUUGUGCACAAGAUA